Harpegnathos saltator (Jerdon's jumping ant) is the source of this 1391-nucleotide messenger RNA. Its product is annotated as Golgi to ER traffic protein 4 homolog. NCBI's taxonomy places the organism in Eukaryota, Metazoa, Arthropoda, Insecta, Hymenoptera, Formicidae. Gene Ontology annotation, molecular function: protein binding. The transcript is spliced from 7 exons. Gene Ontology annotation, cellular component: BAT3 complex; cytosol. Bases 369 to 1325 code for a protein of 318 amino acids. The record is from RefSeq and is a predicted model, not a curated record. Gene Ontology annotation, biological process: protein insertion into ER membrane.
GAAAUAGCCGAUCCUCGUAGGAAAGCAGUAUCAGGCUGAUUUUAAUCAAAUUUUAAUCAAGCUAAUCGACGAUUUACUCAGCUGAUAGGAUCGUCGCCAAUAUGAUACAUGAAAGAGUUCGUCGUCGUGAAAAAAUGGAUUGAAAACAUUAUUGCUUGAUGUCGAUGUUCCUUCAACGUCUUUGAAAUCGUCUCCAUUCCUAAUGGUCUGAUGCAUUAGAUCAGAACACGUAUGCACACACGCACGAACUUAUCAGCCUUGUCAGCAGGGAUGUACGUGCUUCAUCGAAUUUGAAUUACAUACGUAAAUUGUACAUUAAUACCAACCGUGAGUGCGUAAAAGUGCGAGGUUACCCGUACAGCAUAAACAUGGCCUCGCGGUAUAGUCACGGUGUUCAGCGAGUUUUAGCGAAAUUAGAAGCAUCGAUAAAUUCGGAAAAUUAUUAUGAGGCUCAUCAGAUGUACAGGACAUUGUAUUUCAGAUACCUCGGCCAGAAAAAAUAUUCGGAACUUUUGGAAUUGCUAUAUAAUGGAUCAAUGCUUUUAUUACAGCACGAUCAGCAUGCCAGUGGAGCUGACUUAGGAAUUUUAUUUAUCAAUGUUUUAACACAAUCUGAGACAGAACCCACGCAGAGUUUCUUCGAAAAGAUUACAACUCUGUUUGGUACAAUGAGCCCCAUGUUCCCUGAGAGAGAGGUGUUUAUACAAUCUGCUCUCAAAUGGAGUAUAAAAGGCACAGAUUAUAAAACUGGUCAUCCAGACUUGCAUCAGAAGAUAGCGCAAAUAUUUUGGAGAGAGAAAAAUUAUAUAAUGGCAAGGCAGCACUUUAUGCAUAGUAGAGAUGGUUCUGGAUGCGCAGCAAUGUUGGUAGAACUUCACGAGCAGCGUGGAUAUAUGAAUGAAAUAGACCUCUUUAUAGCUCAUGCAGUUUUUCAGUAUCUUUGUCUACAAAACAAAGCAACCGCAAAGGAAGCCUUUAAUUCUUAUACUUCAAGGCACCCGAAAAUAAGUAGUGGCCCGCCAUAUCUUCUUCCUCUAUUAAACUUUUUGUUUUUUCUACUAAAAACAAUCGACAGUGGAAAAUUAGCGGUGUUCACAGUACUCUGCGAUCAGUACCAGAUAUCUUUAAACAGAGAUCCAUGUUAUCGACAGUACUUAGACAAAAUAGGCCAACUCUUUUUCAAUAUUCCACCACCGCGUCCACGUAAUCAGGGACUAUUCAGCUCGUUACUGCAGUCCUUUUUUAAUGGCCUGGAAGAUGAUGAAUACGACGAUGAGCAACGAAAUACUGCCUCAACCUCAUAUGCUGUGCAAGAACUUGAUUGAUUAAAGAUGAGGCAGCGUUGUGCAGUGUGAUGCUAAAUAUAUGGAACUUUUAUAUAUAAAUACAUA